AUGUCUAUCAACAACUUCAUGACCACAAAGGAAAAGGAUUAUGUUGCUGAGUGUCUAAGGAAAAACGUGAGGUACUUCCGGUCAAACAUUGACUGUUCUGCUCUAUUUGAUCUGAAUGCUGGAAAAAUCGAGGUCAGGGAAGAUGAAGGAGAGCUCCGCAAGAGUGUGUGCUUGGUUUUUGGAAAGAGGGGGAAGAAGUCGUCGAAGGCGUCCAGGAUUUCAUUUGGAAUUGAGCCUGAGUGUGCCAGGGCAGAGCUCCGAAAUGCACUCAUGCUUGAAGAGGUAAUUGACCUGUACACAAUCAACAGGUAUUGCAAGAUAAACGAAAGCGACUUUGAAGAGAACAGAAGGCUGAUGUCAUCAAGAAUGCAGUCUAGCUUUGGCGUAUUUGUUACGAACCGAAAGUUUUUCUGGUUUCUUAAGGGAUAUUUUAAAUAUGCAGACGAGAAUGAAAAGCAUGAGAUUCUUAAUCACUUGCAGAAGACGUUUCAGCAUGUGAAAGAUGUGCCUGAUUUUUAUGAGCUUAUUGGAUCAUUGGUAGAUGACAUCCCGAAGAUGUCUUGCGAGUGCCUUGACUCUGGAUUUGUAUCUACAUUUCUGUUCUUCCCAAGCGGAGUCAUUCUAGCAACGCUGUUUCUCCUGCAGAACAAUGAGCUUUGCGAUGCUAUGUAUGAGUCGGCAAUUAGUAAGUCGACUGAGUCAUAUCCAAGCGACAGAUACAGCUGGCAGUUCUUUUCGGUGCUUGUCUCGUUGGUGGAUGCAGCGAAGCAGACGGAGAUUGUCAGGCUUUUGAAGCCAUGUAUCAUUGAAGCAGUUAGCAAGUACAAUGAACCAGAGGAGUGCCAUGUAAAACUAUUCUUGGAUGCAAUAGGAAUUGGAAUAGAGGAGAUACAAGAGAUACCCGUGUGA
Ordospora pajunii is the source of this 909-nucleotide messenger RNA. RefSeq lists its product as uncharacterized. The record is from RefSeq and is a predicted model, not a curated record. The transcript has a single exon. NCBI's taxonomy places the organism in Eukaryota, Fungi, Microsporidia, Ordosporidae. The coding region runs from base 1 to 909 and encodes 302 amino acids.